Molecule: messenger RNA, 3870 nt
Organism: Tarenaya hassleriana
Lineage: Eukaryota; Viridiplantae; Streptophyta; Magnoliopsida; Brassicales; Cleomaceae
Product: MMS19 nucleotide excision repair protein homolog
Exons: 21
Coding region: 191-3607 (1138 amino acids)
Biological process (GO): iron-sulfur cluster assembly
Cellular component (GO): cytosolic [4Fe-4S] assembly targeting complex
Source: RefSeq, a predicted model, not a curated record
GUGUGUUUCGGCCGAAUUUUUACGCUUAAAAACGAGAGCUCUCCCAUUCGCUUCUUCCCUAGUCGCCAUCCUCGGAGCAGUUCGUCGCCACUGUCGCUGCACAUGUUUCGGCCUCUCUAUUCCUGAAAUUCAUUUUCCUGCCUUGGUUUCAUCUAAAUCUCCAGCCCAAGGGAUACAUCCACUGUGAGCAAUGACAGAACCAAGUCAGCUCGUUCAGCAUCUUGAAACGUUCGUUGACGUGGCUCGUUCUCCUACUCAGCAGGCUGCAAGCCUGGAAGCGCUUGUUUCUGCUGUAGAGAAGAAUGCGUUGUCUAUGCAAGAAUUGGUUAGGGAGAUGGAACUGUAUUUGACAACCACAGACAAUGUUGUCCGAGCACGAGGUAUUCUCCUACUUGCUGAGGUCCUCAAGUAUUUGGAAGCAAAACCAUUGGAGGGUGCAGUUAUCCAUAGCCUCAUUGGAUUCUUCACUGAAAGACUGGCAGACUGGAGAGCAUUGCGAGGGGCACUUGUUGGUUGCUUGGCCCUGUUAGGGAGGAAAGGUGCUGCUGGUGUGGUCACUGAUACAGAUGCAGAAGCUGUUGCAAACUCAUUUUUACAGAACUUGCAAGUUCAGUCUCUAGCUCAGCACGAUCGUAAGCUCUGCUUUGAACUUCUGGAGUGCCUUCUAGAAGGGUAUCCUGAAGCAGUAAAAUCAAUGGGUGAUAUGCUUGUCUAUGGUACAUGUGAAGCCAUUGAUGGAGAAAAAGACCCGCAGUGCUUAAUGAUAGCUUUUCAUAUAAUAGAGCUUUUGGCACAAUUAUUCCCUGAUCCAUCUGGUCCGGUUGCUUCUAAUGCUGCUGAUCUUUUUGAUGUUAUGGGUUGCUACUUUCCACUUCAUUUUACACAUGAAAAAGAUGAGGAGGCUUGUGUUAAAAGGGAUACCCUCUCUAGGGCUCUUAUGCUGGCUUUUUCCUCAACGCCUCUUUUUGAACCAUUUUCCAUCCCUUUGCUGCUUGAAAAGCUUUCUUCUUCUCUUGAACUUGCCAAGGUUGAUUCUUUGAAAUAUCUCCAUGAUUGUGCUCUGAAAUAUGGAGCAAACAGAAUGGUGAAGCAUUAUAAAGGUCUUUGGUCCUCCUUAAAAGAGACAAUUUAUUCUUCCAUUGAGACGCAUUUGUCCUUUGCUCCAGAAUCCCUUACUGGUCCUGGGGCUCCAGAUGAGGGGGUGCAGAAAGAAGCUCUAAAUCUUCUUCAAAGUCUUGUUAUGCAAGAUGCGUCAUUUCUAAGUUUUGUUGUUGGUGAUAUAGACAUAGACAUAGUUUUUGAUACCAUCUCUAGCUACUGUCAUUUCAAAGAAAUGCUCGAAGAGAGCAAACGAAAGGUUCUUGCUAUUAGUGAGAUCCUCUCUGUAUCUGCCAAAGCUUCUGCUUCUUCGUGCAACAAAAUCUUUGAAAUAGUUUUCUUCCGCAUACUUAAGGCUUUAGGGAUCCUAGAGAAAAAUUCGGAAGGGGAUUAUAUCCCUCAAGAAGAUUCAACAUUCUCUGGUAGACUUAAUCAGGGUGGCCUUUUCCUUUGCAUUGGACUUCUUACUGCAUCUAAGGAUCAUACCUUGAGUUCCAAAGAACAUUCAAUGGUGUCAAGUUGUGGACAUGAAAUGUGGUGCUCCAUGGUUAACAGAUCUGCGUUUUCGUUGAUCCAAAUGUUCAGUUCUGCAGCAGCUAGCUUUGAUGAAGACGAUGGUGGUGCUGAUGCAUAUCUUGGAGUUAAGGGUUUGCUGACUCUGGGUAUGCUCCAUGGAGGCUCUUCACUUCUAUCGAGAUCCAUAUUCGAUAAGGUUUUGAUCACUUUAACAUCAAUCAUCACUGCGGAGUGUGGUAAAACACUAGCAUGGAAGCUGGCACUGAAAGCGCUGGUCUACAUCGGCUCAUUUAUUGAUCGAUAUCAUGAGACAGAGAAGACACUGACUUACAUGAAUAUAGUUGUCGACAAAUUUGUUAUGUUGGCUUGUUCUGAUCACGUUGGAAUGCCAUAUUCUCUUAUAUUGGAAGCAGCUUCAGACAUCUGCUUAACUGGGCCUAAACAUGUCCACAAAAUCAUUCAAGGAUUUGAAGAAGCUUUGUGUGCCAAUUGGUCUGACAGUUGUGUCAGAGGAAAUUCCAGGUCAAUUGAAAACUGUGUUCUGCUCUUGGAUUGUUUUUCCAAUAAAUUACUUCCCCGAUUAAACGGUGUGGUUGAGAUAGAUGAUCUUGAGGACAUCUUACUUCAGUUUGCUGUCAGUAUCUGGAAUAAAAUUGAAACCUGCAGAGUUUUCAGUUGUACACAUGGUAAGGAGCUUAUUGAUCCAACUAUGAUGGCAAUGAGGCAGGUUGUUGCAAUUUCUUCAGUGGAAACCCAGAACACAAUAAUCCAAAAGGCAUAUAGUGUGGUCUUAUCAAGCACACUUCCAUUGAUGGAAUCUAUUCCAUCAAAACCGGUUGCACUAGAGGCUCUAAAACAUUUUGAUUUGUCCAUCAGGGAUGAGUUGAUUCUAUCACUUUUUGCGUCAACAAUUAUAGCUGCAUCUCCUACAACAGAUAUUCCUAAUGUGAAAUCAGUUGUACAUCUGUUUUUGGUUACCCUUCUUAGGGGCCAUCUUCCUGCUGCUCAAGCGUUGGGUUCUAUUGUUAACAAAUUGGGUUCAGGUUCCCGUGGGACAAAAAUCUCAAGUACUAGUUCCUUGGAAGAAGCAUACAAAAUAAUAUUCCACACAACUUUUGAGGUGGGAAAAAGUCUUUAUUCUGAUGGAUCUGGUGAAAGUAGUUCUGGAAGCGAGAUAAACUUGACUAAGUUUUGUUUUGGUGACUAUGAUGGAAUGAACUUGCAAAAUCAUGCUAUCACGGGACUAGCAUGGAUUGGAAAAGGGUUACUCAUGCGGGGUGAUGAAAGAGCUUGUGACAUAGCUCUGGUACUUCUGGAUUGCUUAAAAACCACUGACAGUUCGGGGCAGGUUCUGCAGUCGUCUAGUAUGAGAUGUGCAGCAGAUGCAUUCCGUAUUCUUAUGUGUGAUUCUGACAUCUGCCUUAGUAGAAAGUUUCAUGCUGUCAUACGGCCACUUUAUAAGCAGUGGUUUUUCUCUAAGACAUUUCCCAUCUUGGAGUCCUCUAUUGUGAAGCCCGAUACUCCACUCUCAAGAAUCAUGCUGUAUUUGGCUUUCACACACGUUGUUUCUAAUGUUCCAACAGUGGUCAUCUUGGACAAUGCCAAAAAGCUGUAUCCAUUGACACUGGAAGGUCUGUCUAUCUUAAUCCAUGAUCCUCUUGGAAAAGAUGCUGUUUACAGUCUUCUGCUGGUUUUAUCUGGACUGCUCACUGACAAAAAAGGACAGGAAUCUUCCAUAGAUAAUGCGCAUAUAAUCGUUAACUGCCUUGUCAAGCUAACAUCGUAUCCACAUGCAAUGCUUGUCAGGGAAACAGCGAUUCAGUGCCUUGUUGCCAUGAUAGACUUGCCUCACAGGAGGGUUUAUCCCUUUAGAAUACAGGUAUUACAAGCGAUAGCAAAGGCGCUUGACGAUCCGAAGAGGAGAGUCCGUGAAGAAGCUGUCAGAUGCCGACAGGCUUGGGAGUCGAUUGCAUCGAGGAGUACGAGGCUGUGAAGAGGUUCCUGGAACAAGUGGCAACCAUCCAAUAUCCAUGCAAUUCACCUCAGAUUCUGUCCUCCCUCUGGGUUUCGAGAGAGAGCUCCUCGAAACCUUCUUAAAAGGUUUGUAUUUUGGCGUUUAAAUCCUGUUUGUGGGUUCGUCUGUGUGGGAGUUUAUAGUCGUUUAGGCAUUUCAAGGUGGAUUUUGCUUGUGAAUAAAAUAUUAGAGAAUUUUAAUCAAAAUUAAAGGGAAUCGUAACGUAUGUCAUGUUCAGAAUU